AUGGGUGAAAAAAACAUUGUCGUUGUAGGAGCCGGUGUUGCUGGUCUGACCACAGCCUUCCUGUUAUCCAAGAAUCCACGGUACAAGGUCACAAUUGCUGCAAAGCACAUGCCGGGAGACUAUGACAUCGAAUAUGCGUCGCCUUGGGCUGGCGCAAACUACAUGCCGGUGUCGGUAAAGGGGACUCCGGCACAAGAGUGGGAUAGGAAUACCUGGCAACCCUUUUUUGACUUGGCAAAGAACCAUCCCGAAGCUGGUGUUCACUUCCAAAGAACAGAAAUUUACAAUCGUAAAAAGGACGUCUCCUCAGCCACGGCUGCCUGGUUUGCUGACCUUGUCAGUCCCAAUCCAUGGUUCAGUACCCUCUUUGACGAUUUCCGCGAGAUCCCCAAGUCGGGACUCAAGCCCGGAAUCGAUAACGCCACGUGCUUCACCUCAGUCUGCAUCAACACUGCAAUAUACCUGCCUUGGCUCGUAUCCCAAUGUCUAAAGAAUGGUGCCGUUGUCAAACGAGCGGUGUUCAAGCAUAUCGCAGAUGCUGCUGCCCCUGGCGUCCAUCAUUCAGGCCGCCCAGCCGACCUUGUGGUCAACUGUACCGGACUCUCGGCGUCGAAACUCGGCGGCGUUGAAGAUAAGUCGGUUGUGCCUGCUCGAGGUCAGAUUGUUGUUGUUAGGAACCCGGCGCCCGCGAUGUAUGCCACGUCCGGGACAGAUGACGGUCCAGAUGAAGCCUGCUAUAUUAUGACUCGGGCUGCCGGUGGCGGGACAAUUUUGGGCGGUUGUUAUCAAAAAGGGAACUGGGAAUCUCAGCCCGACCCGAAUCUCGCCAUCAGGAUCAUGAAACGAUGUGUCGCCAUCUGCCCCGAGUUGACGGGCGGCAAGGGCAUUGAGCAUCUCGACAUUAUUCGACACGGCGUUGGGCUAAGACCCGUGCGGGAAGGAGGAACUAGAAUUGAAAAAGAGAAAAUCGAUGGCGUCUGGACGGUACACAACUAUGGUGCAGGCGGUAAGUGA
Messenger RNA from Cladophialophora bantiana CBS 173.52, 1014 nucleotides. RefSeq lists its product as uncharacterized. NCBI's taxonomy places the organism in Eukaryota, Fungi, Ascomycota, Eurotiomycetes, Chaetothyriales, Herpotrichiellaceae. The transcript has 4 exons. Gene Ontology annotation, molecular function: FAD binding; D-amino-acid oxidase activity. The record is from RefSeq and is a predicted model, not a curated record. The coding region runs from base 1 to 1014 and encodes 337 amino acids.